AUGGAACUCGGGGAGAUGGACUUCCUGAAAGCCCUCUCCGACAAUAUCCACACCCCGGCGGAACUGUUGAGAUCCAGGCAAGGACAAGCCUCAAAACCGCCGACUGUUCUCUCUGACGCCGCGCCUAUAUUUUCACGCACUGACCAAAAUUGCUUCAGAUUCGCAGCCCAGAUGAUGGAUGGUAUCCAUUUUAUGCAUUCCAAGGGCAUCGUCCACGGCGAUGUCAAGUUGAUCAACGUCCUCCUGGUGAAGGAAGGGGGGCACCAUACCGUGGGCAAGUUAGCCGACCUCGGGCUGGCGCGCGGUGAGACUUUGGGCACAGAGCCGUUUAAUACAGCAUAUCGUUUCUUCCAAAUCUCCGAAUUUCCACUCCGUAGACCGUUGAACCUCGAUUUGCGGCCGAGGGAAAGAUGGAAACUUGGAAUUUUGGAAAUUUGGAAACCACUGGCACCAAAAAUUGGUUUCUUAGUUUUUCUCACGCGGAUUCUUACUUUUUCUCACAUGGAUUGACAUUUCUCAGCACACACAAACCCCACAGCAGCCACCACUAGCUUCAAAGACGCCUACAGGUGUGGUGCGUACAGCCUUCAAGUUCUGGUGACGACCCGACAAUCAUGGAGGGAGAACUCUGUGGUGAUGUGGUGAGAGGU
Ectocarpus siliculosus is the source of this 650-nucleotide messenger RNA. The record is from the annotation of a GenBank genome assembly. NCBI's taxonomy places the organism in Eukaryota, Phaeophyceae, Ectocarpales, Ectocarpaceae.